Molecule: messenger RNA, 1044 nt
Organism: Melospiza melodia melodia
Lineage: Eukaryota; Metazoa; Chordata; Aves; Passeriformes; Passerellidae
Product: dispanin subfamily A member 2b-like
Exons: 2
Coding region: 1-348 (115 amino acids)
Biological process (GO): response to interferon-beta; negative regulation of viral genome replication; defense response to virus
Cellular component (GO): plasma membrane
Source: RefSeq, a predicted model, not a curated record
AUGGAGCCCCGGCAGGCGGACGUGUCCAUCCCGCUGCAGUCCUCCGGCUGGGGGGCGGCCGCCCCCGGGCCCCGCUCCGAGCCGCAGCCCCGGGACUACGUGCUCUGGUCGGUGUUCAAUGUGCUGCUGUGGUGCGCCCUGGGCGGGCUGGGCUGCUGCGGCUUCCCCGCGCUCGUCUGCUCCGUCAAGGCCCGUGACUGCAAGCAGGCGGGGGACCUGGAGGGUGCGCGGCGCCACAGCCACCGCGCCAGGGUGGCCAACAUCGUCUGCUCCGUGGCGGUGGCCCUCGUCUGGCUCAUCUUCAUCGUCAUCGCCGCCACCUUCAUGUCCCGAUUCAGGCACACCUGACCGGCGCCCGGCCCCACCCGCGGGGUGCUGCCCCCUCCUCCUGCCUCCAAAAUGUGCCCGCCCGGGGCGCGGGGGCGCAGGGAGUGACCCCGCUGUCCCCGCUGUCCCCGCACGGCCGCGGGACGGGACGGGACGGGGCGGCCAGGCUGGGGCGUGGGGGACAGGGGACAGCCCCCCACUCCCCCGCUUGGCUGCGCUCACACGCUCCCUGGCACCUGUGACACACCUGCGGGUCACUGCACCUGUGACACACCUGUGGGUCACCGCUGCCACCGAUGGGGUUCUUCCCCUCGCUGUCACCUCCUCCACCGCGGGACAUCGCGGAGAGAGAGUCCUCGGGCAUCCUUGCGGCGUCCUCCUCCUCCUCCUCCUCCUCCUCCUCCUGCUCCCAUCCCUGCCUCCAUCCCGCCGCGGAGCAGGGCGCUUCCAGCCCAAAUCCCAUCUGGGAUGUUAUAGAUACAUAUUAUAAUAUUGGCUUUUCACAAACAUUAAAAUAGAUUUUAUAUGUGUAGCGUUAUAACAAAGUUAUACACCACACAUUUUAUACGUGUAGUGUAUAACUCUGUUAUAAAUAUAUAGUUUUUAUUUCUGCUGUUAAUUAAGCUUGGGCAUUUUGGUAAAACAGCUAAGAUAAGCAUGCUUGUGUUAAAAUGCCUACUUAGAUGAGAUAACAUCCAAUAAACAAAUAAAAAAAGA